Messenger RNA from Megalopta genalis, 1703 nucleotides. RefSeq names its product putative gamma-glutamylcyclotransferase CG2811. The record is from RefSeq and is a predicted model, not a curated record. Gene Ontology annotation, cellular component: cytosol. NCBI's taxonomy places the organism in Eukaryota, Metazoa, Arthropoda, Insecta, Hymenoptera, Halictidae. Gene Ontology annotation, molecular function: gamma-glutamylaminecyclotransferase activity.
CCUCUAGUUUCAUUGAUCCGGUAUAGAAAGCGAAGCACCGUCAGGCGUGGCUGCGACAUUCACUUUCGGCCGUUCGUUCGCAAACGGCGAUCGAGUUUCGCAAGUUCUACCCGCGUCGUUCGAGUCGUUGGCAUUUUCACGGUGCAUCGUGAGACAGUGAGAACAGUUGAUCGUCGUCGAAAUCGUAAACCGCGAACGAUCCACGGGUUCAUAACCUAGUCGUGUUCCCGACAAAGGAAUAAACCGGUGGCGUCAUCCUUCAACGAGCACCGGAAGUUUCUGCGAGAGUGUCGCCAUCCCGCGGCAACCGCCGGGAACCGAACAACGUUGAUUAAUUAAAGACCGUAGCAACGUUAAAAUGCAAUCAACGGACGAGAACAGUUCGUAAACGUCUUGUUAAUUGACAGGGGCACGCAACGAUUUAAAACAUGUACGAAAAUCUGUUCAAGAACCCAUUGUACCGCGUGUUCGUUUACGGAACACUAAAACGCGGCGAGCCUAAUCAUAGUCUGAUCUCGGAUGCCGCAAAUGGGUACUCGAAAUUCCUCGGACUCGGACGAACCUCGGUCCCCUAUCCUUUAAUUAUCGCAACCAGAUAUAAUAUACCGUUUUUGUUGAAGAAACCAGGAGUUGGUCACCACGUAAUCGGCGAAGUGUACGACGUGGAUACGAAAAUGUUGUCGAAAUUGGAUGAACUGGAAGAACAUCCAGGAUUCUACGAAAGAGCAAUGGCAGACGUAAUAUUGGCUCCGGAAAGGAAACUCAAGGGAACCGAUAAGUUCGAAGAGGUGGGAACAAUGAUGAAAGUUUGGAUCUACUUUUUGCCAAAGUUUCGAGAAUCUUUACUGGAGACCCCGAUGUACAGCUUGUACAGCAACGAGGGAAGCCACGGCUUGAAAUACUGCGAAACGUACGUUCGCGAUUCCAUGUACAAUCACCGACGCGAGGUCCAGUGAUCAAUGCUUCACAACCUUGCUUUCUUUCCAGCGAGGAGAGUACGAUAAGGCCCGAAGAUCUGCUUUGAACGAACCCUUCUUACGCAGACUCUUUCGUUGUCUCUUCAUCAUGCGAACGCUCGCUUCAAUGUUCCGUCUUCUUGCUCUCGUAGUAGUCGAUAAAACGUCAUUCUUUGCAUGAUAAUAAUAAUAAUAAUAAUAACGAUAACAACAAUAAUAUUAAUAAUAAUAAUAAUAAUACCACUAGAAUUCAAUUCUCGAUCUAGUUGUCGCAUUGCUUUCCUACAUUUCUGAUUUGCAAGCCUCCUCAGGUUCGAACAAAGGGAAAACUAAUGAUUGGCACUUCGCGGGCUAUGCGAUUCACCGAUAUAUAUUCUUCAUCGAAACGUAUAAUCCAGUUUUUGUGGAUCGCAAGGAUCGAUUAGUAAUCGCUCGAUAUCGGGACCAUUGAAGGCGACGUCGCACACGUAAUCUAAAGGGCAUGAUGCAGGGUGUACGUCUAUUAUAACAGGUUGAAAAUUACCCUCGUAUAUUAUGUACAUUCUCGGGACACGAAAAAUAUAAUCUUGUAAUAGUAAUUCUCUCGGUACAAGUGUUGCGUACAAUGAGAAAGCAUCGGAACCGCAUGUGUGUGCACAGUUACUUGCAAAAAAUGUUUAUUGAUAGAUUCUCACAAUCAAAAUCUUGAACAUCACUCGUCGUUCGGAGAUGUUAUCAAAUGAAACAAAGAAGAAUGUUACCAGAACA